Molecule: messenger RNA, 1611 nt
Organism: Gamsiella multidivaricata
Lineage: Eukaryota; Fungi; Mortierellomycota; Mortierellomycetes; Mortierellales; Mortierellaceae
Exons: 3
Coding region: 88-1392 (434 amino acids)
Biological process (GO): protein N-linked glycosylation
Molecular function (GO): alpha-(1->6)-fucosyltransferase activity
Source: RefSeq, a predicted model, not a curated record
UGCAUAUCCCCCCGCACACACGCACACACACACGUUCUUAUCGCUGAAGCUCAUCCCUCAAGCGCACAUCGAGAGUCGUUACGGAAGAUGGCAAAGCCACGUAGUUGGAUGCUCCUAGCCUGUGGAUUGUUGCUGUUAACUUUUUCGUACUACGCAAUCUACAUGGGUAUAACAAACGAGUCUUUCGAGUACGAAUCUUCAGAGCUCACGACAAGGACGCUCGAAUGUCCCAUUCCUGACAAUGGAGAUGUCUGCAUUCAUCAUCAAGCAAACAUAGAAGACUUCGUGCAACUGUGUAGAAACAUCCUUCCGUCAGUCGGUACCUGUCAAGAUCGGACGUACGGAGCGAUUGUGACCACCAAGCGAUUCAUCACAGAGGCCAGCAACAACACAUAUACGAUGAUUGUGCAAGGAAAACACCUCGGGAAAGAGAUGGAUAACUUCGUGCAAACAAGGUCUCAUUGGAUGAUUGACACCAUGGGCGAGAAAGGAUAUGAGGCGCUGAGGUCGUUCGCCGAUACCGAGCGUCUCGCCCUGCAGAAGGAGCUGGAUCGACUACAACAUCGAUGCGUCCGUUUCUUUAACGGAGCAGUUGGUUUUAACGGUUUCGGAUCCAACUGGCACAACUUGGGUCUGGGGCUUUCCUAUGGCCUGCAUUACAACAUGACGCUGUCGCCUCCACACAAGUUCGAAAACUUCAUACCCAUGACGACAUGCACCUACAAAGAAAUGGAAAGGGCUUUCAACGAACACUCUCCAGAGCUUGAAUACUCCAGAUGGAAUGUCUCCACGGUCAACUUCAAAUCUCUUCGCGAAGACGUCAUGCUUCUGAUGGAGAACGUAACCAUCAUCAGGCCUGAAUUUCAGCACAAGGGCCAUUUCUGGUGGAGAUCUAUGUUGACCUAUUAUGCCGUACGGCCCAAUUUCAGGAUGGGGAAGCUAAUCAGGCAGUCUGCAGUCGUAAAAACUCCCUGCAUCUCCAUCCAUGUGAGACACUCGGAUAAUUUUUCAGAGGCUAAGCCCAUUGCAUUCCCAGAGUACAUGAAGCAGGCCGCUUUAAUGAGGAACAGGACAGGAAUAUCGAAUAUUUAUCUCAUGACGGACGACGAACAUGUCAUAAAGUCGACCAAACAUUACCCCGACUUCCAGCUCCGCUACAUGAAUGUAACAAGGUCGAAUAAGGGAUGGGCCGUCGACAGAGGUAAGGGUUUGUCCAUGGAUUAUCAGGAGAGGACUUUUCUGGUUGACCUGUUUUCGGCCGUACAAUGCCAACACAGCAUCGUCACAUACUCCAGCAACGUUGGUAGGCUCAUCGCAGAAGUCGGGUACGCGAUACGAAACAAAGAACCUGACGUCGUGUCUAUGGACAUGGAAUGGAUGAUGCAACCAUAGAAUAUAUAUAUAUUUUUAACGAGAAUCCUCAAGAAAGUAGCUCGUUUCUCUCCGAAAAUAUGUCACCGAAGUCGCUCUUCCCGCGAAGACGUGCAGCCUCUAAACUAAAAGUGUGCUUGCAAACACACAUUAAUGGAAAAUAAAGCAAGACUAAUGUAACUAGCUAUGCGAUAUGAGUUAUGAAACCAAGACGCCUCAAGGCAACAUAGUUGGCAGGGG